AUGGCUGACUACCAAGAAUUCACAAUUCCCGCUCUUGCAGCUUUGUACCCACUUCUGGAACAGGGCCCUAGCAACAAUGAACGUCAAGCUGCAGCUCGUGCUGUACUCCGGUACAAUGCACAUGUUGAUGGUGCUCAUUAUUACACAAGGAGAAUUGCAGGUCUGCAUCUAUCAUAUAUUGCUUUCAAUCCAGAUGCUGCGCACAAAGAGAGCUCGCUCCAAAAGGAGGAACUUGCUGGGACAACACUACAAGAUGUUUUUGAUGCUAUCACAGCACAGGAUCGCCUUGACGGUGGAAUAUCAUUUUUGGUCCGCUGUCCUGGGUUUAACACAUCAUCUGGACCAUUACCCGAACACAUUCCUAUUGACCUUUACAUCACUCCUUGUGAACUUGCUGAGAUACCCGAGCAAACUGGCCGAGACACAGCCCAGCUGUUAAUAGGUGCAGCACAAAACCAUCAGCAGCAAAUAUCUCAAGUCUGGGCUCAAAUCCAUAAAUUAAUCAACGAUAAACUUAAGGAUAUCACCGAUGAUCCUAAUGCAAAGAUGCAGUGGGUUUUAUACUGGCAAAAUAUUGUACAGCGUUACCAGGUCAUCAUUGAAGGUUGGCCAAGUGACAUACCAUUUGAAAACCUGAGCAAAGCGUGCAGCUCAUUGCUGGAACUAGACAAGGGCCAGAAGAGAACCACAGGGAAGAAUGCUACAAGUGGCACUACACCUCCUGGUUCUAACAAACAAAGCACCUACAAAAGCACCGAGUUUAUUAAUGAUUCUAAGAGCGAAGACAACUCACCCAACAGCACAUGCCCUGAAAGCUCUAUCAGACUCCCAACACCCAUAAUGACUAAUACGCAGUGCAGCACUGAAGCUAGUGCAAUGGGUGUGGCAACUCAACACGGAACUCCAUCUGUUAAUCAGAUGGUUAGAUCUGCGACUAUAAACACUGUGAAUGAUGUAAAUGGAGAAAUCAGUCAUCGAGACAAGGACAUGGACGUCAGUGAUUCAGACUUCUUAAACUGGCUAAGCAGUACAGACUCAGCUCGGAUGUAG
Molecule: messenger RNA, 1050 nt
Organism: Serpula lacrymans var. lacrymans S7.9
Lineage: Eukaryota; Fungi; Basidiomycota; Agaricomycetes; Boletales; Serpulaceae
Exons: 6
Coding region: 1-1050 (349 amino acids)
Source: RefSeq, a predicted model, not a curated record